AUGGCCGAAAUUUUUGAACAAAUAGACGACGGCGAGUUACCUGUUUUGACAUACAGGGAACAAAGUAACAAGAUACAACAGUGGUCUUUUGCGUAUACACAUCUUAUCGAGGCAACAAAACUUUUCAAUUUUAUUUUUGGACUACAGAUUACGGUAAUGUUGUUAUCAGCGAUUGCAUACAUCAGCAUAUUUUUAUAUGCAUUUACAUUUAUAAGUGUCACUAUAUUUAAAACUAAAAGAUGGGCGUUGUUUAAAAUUUGCUUUAAACUAGUACUAAACCAAGUUGAAAUAGUUUUUCUGUCAAAAGCGGCACAGAAAAUGCAAAAUAAUGUAGAUAUAUUAAAACGCUGCCUGGCGAAACUACAAAUUUACUCACUUCAAGAUAUAGAAAUAUACAGAGCUACAAAAGACCUGCUUCGAUUUGUUUCCAAUCGUCCAUUACAGAUCCGGGCAUUUGGAUCCAUUGUAGUCGACAUGAGCUUACCGCCAACAUGCGUCAUGCUAUUUACUUCUUAUACAAUUAUAGCAUUACAAUUUAACAAUGUAUUGUAA
Parnassius apollo (apollo) is the source of this 552-nucleotide messenger RNA. The record is from the annotation of a GenBank genome assembly. Lineage: Eukaryota; Metazoa; Arthropoda; Insecta; Lepidoptera; Papilionidae.